GUUCUGUAAUUUGGGAGGACAAUGUUGACUUUCUCCCCCUUUAUUGGUCGACAAACCUGAAACGCAAGUUAGUAAACUACAAAAAGCAAAGAGGCAGGUCCGCCAGUCUGCUUUCGGAGUAUAUGGCAGAGCACGAGUUCCUCGAGCGCGUCGGACUACCGGCGCGUGUCCCCGCAGCACGAGGAGCAGCAUCGCAAAGCGGCGAGCAGCCAAUGCGCCCCGCGGCAGCAGCGGCGGACGGCGGACGCGACGGCGCACCGGCGCCCUCUCCCUUGCACUCCGCCGCGGUUCGCCUGUCUGCCUGUUGUCAUGGAGGAGCCAAGAUGGCGGUCCUGGCCUACAGCCUAGGCAAACGGGAAAUAAACCACUAUUUCAGCAUCAGGAAUGCGAAGCUGCUGUCGUUCGCCGCCGUCGUGCUGCUGGUCGGCUUCCACUCACUGUCGCGAUAUUAUGGCGGUGAGGACAGCUGUGACUGGCUACAGUCCAGCGGCCGGUUCUUGGGGGACAACGUUUGGCAGCCCUAUGGCUGCAUGAUGCAUAAAUAUAGAAGCAGUGAAGCAAAAACCUGUUUGGGGAAGAAGAAAGUGGCAUUUGUGGGGGACUCUAGAAUUAGGCAGUUUUUUUAUUCUCUGGUCAAAAUAAUCAACCCUGAGGUGAAAGAAGAAGGCAGUAAGCAUCAGAAUAUCGUUUUUGAUGAUGGUUCAUCAGUCAACGUGGACUUCCUAUGGUAUCCGGAGGUCAACAACUCCCUGAAAGAGCUGUUAAUGUCAUGGACUGAGGGUAGCUUGGCAAAGCCAGAUGUCAUCGUCAUGGGCGCCGCUACUUGGUCCAUCAAGCUGAACGGCGGCAGCAUGGAAGCUCUCAAUCAGUACAGGAGCAACCUUUCGGCCAUGGCCAACCUUCUGCAGAAACUGGCCCAGGGAAGCGAUGUCUACUGGGUCCUGCAGGAACCAGUAUAUGAGGAGAAGCUGAGUGACAAUCGGAAGAUGAUCACCAAUGAGCAGAUCGUCCUCUACAACGAGGCCGCAGUGAGUUCCCUCAAUGGCAGCAAGAAGAACUUCAGGGUGAAGAUACUCGGUGCAGCCCGACAGGCUGCGACGGAGACCAUCUCCGAGUCAGAGGACGGUCUUCAUGUGCCUCAGAGUGCCAGGAAUGUGGGGGCCAUGGUUUUGAUGAACUCCGUGUGCAACAGGGUCCUAAAGCCUAUUGACGGCUCCUGCUGCUAUCCGCUGCCCCCACCGAACCUCCUGCAGCUGCUGACUGGCUGUUUCUUCCUGGGCGCCGCCAUCUGCUUCCUGGUGCUGCAUGUGCUCGGCCACAACCGGCACCACAAGAGCAAGCUGGCCGCCGACGUGGAGAGCGGAGAGGAGAGGAAACCGGCGCUGGCCGGCCCGGGGGGCAACCUGGGGACACCGCUCCUGGCCGUCUGCAAGAUGGGCCUCAUCAUGGCCUACUUCUACCUGUGCGACCGGGCCGACCUCUUCAUGAAGGAGCAGAAGUUCUACUCGCAUUCGGCCUUCUUUAUACCUCUCAUUUAUAUUUUUGUCCUGGGAAUAUUCUACAGUGAAAACUGUAAAGAGACUAAAGUACUUAACCGGGAGCAAACCGAUGAGUGGAAAGGGUGGAUGCAGCUGGUCAUCCUGAUUUACCACAUAUCGGGGGCUAGUGCUUUCAUACCGGUCUAUAUGCAUGUUCGGGUCCUGGUAGCAGCGUAUCUCUUUCAAACAGGCUAUGGGCAUUUUUCCUUCUUCUGGCUGAAGGGCGAUUUUGGGCUGUAUAGAGUUUGCCAGGUCCUUUUCCGUUUGAACUUCUUAGUGGUCAUACUCUGUCUAGUAAUGGACCGUCCCUACCAGUUCUACUACUUUGUGCCCUUGGUGACUUUCUGGUUUGCGGUCAUCUACGGCACGUUGGCCAUGUGGCCCCAGAUUCUCCAGAAGAAAGCCAGCGGGAGUGGAAUCUGGCACCUGGGGAUUCUGGUCAAACUGCUUUGCUUGCUGUUGGGAAUAUGCUGCUUUGCAUAUUCCAGGGGCCUGUUUGAGAGCGUAUUCUCCAUGUGGCCGGUGUCGACGCUCUUCGAGCUGCAGGGCAGCAUACACGAGUGGUGGUUCCGCUGGAGUUUGGACAGAUUCGCCAUCAUCUACGGCAUGGUAUUCGCCUUCGUUUACCUGGUCCUUCAGAAGUGCCAGGUUCUGUCAGAAGGCAAAGGAGAGGCUCUCUUCUCCAACAAGAUCUCAAACUGCCUGCUGUUUGUGUCCGUGGUGGCAUUUCUGACUUACUCCAUAUGGGCAAGCAGCUGUAAAAAUAAGAGUGAAUGCAAUGAGUUGCAUCCUUACAUUUCAGCAGUGCAGAUACUGGCUUUUGUUCUAAUCAGGAAUAUUCCUGGUUACGUUCGCUCAUUAUAUAGUUCAUUCUUCUCGUGGUUUGGCAGGAUAUCCUUAGAGCUGUUCAUCUGCCAGUACCACAUCUGGCUGGCCGCGGACACCAAGGGCAUCCUGGUGCUCAUCCCUGGCAGCCCCAUGCUCAACGUCAUCAUCAGCACCUUCAUUUUCGUGUGCGUGGCCCACGAGAUCUCGCAGAUCACCAACGAGCUGGCGCAGCUGGCCAUCCCCAAGGAGAGCGGCACCCUGCUCCGGAGGCUCCUGGGCGUGGCCGCCUUCCUGCUGGCCGUACUCUUGUUGUCCACGAAGCGGAGUCCGCACUGAAGGCAAGAGGAGCGGUCCAGGUCGGACAGGAUGGGGAGGGGGGACGCUGAGAGCGGCCGUGUCCCUGCGGUACCAGAUUGAUAGUACCUUCUUGUGGUGGCAGGAACCGGCCCCCGUGCUCCAUGACAUUUUCACAGACAGGAAGCCGAACAUUGAAGGAGAAACUUUAGCACUGACAGUUUACCGCUGGGGCUGAACCCCCUCCCCUCAUUUAUCGUCGGAAUUGUCCUUCGGCAGAAUGCAGAUGACGAUGCCCGCACAAAGGCCGCGCAACUGAGCCAGCUUAUCUGUGUGCCAGCGCCGGUGCCCCCGCGGAGGAGCGCCACGGCUCCCAACAGACCCCGCACAUCCAAAGCAGCAAUACCUCUGCCCCCGUACCGAUUUCACGCAGCGACUGUGUCAAACGUGCUCGGCCACGUUGUUUCUCCCUGUGGCAAUUGGAGCAAUGCCGAAUUUCUGAAGCAACAUGUUGGGUGCACUGUAUUUAAUUAUUUAGAUCAUUGUAUUUUAUACAGGGUUCCCCCCCAUGUUUAAAUGUAUGCCCAAGACUGCUUUUGUGAAUGUAUAGGCUUAGCAAACUUCCUUUUUUAAGUGCAAUCUUGUCGGACCACACAUGAAAUGCACUUUGAUUUAAGGUAUUUUAAAGUUCCUUACUGGUUUGUUCUGACACUGUGUAAAGGGUACUACUACUGCUUUUGUGUGCGUGUGUGAGUGCAUCUUCUCUGGAGCCUUCCUCCCUGCCCCUGAAUAAGGCUCCAGUUUAAUCAGUACUUGGGCUGUAGUGCUUUUCCGACCCUUCGAUGCCUUUUAAUUUCUGGUAUCCUGACUGCUGUGUCAGAGGAACACCCCAAACCAGGAAGGCACCUUCGGUUUGGUAUUUCACUUAGGAAUACCGUGUGUUAACUCAGUACUUUUAGGUGCACCUCAUUUAUACAGUCGUAUACCAUUUGCAUUUUCUAUGCUUCUUACAUUUUGCUGCCUUAUUUCGUACCUGUGUCACGACCUUUUCCCAAUCCGUUUGACGCUUUUCAAUCUCUCGUAGCUUUCAGAUCUCCCCGUUUCCAUAGCUACCUUUUUGUGAAAUAACUCUGAGUACAUGAAGACGAGUUGCGUGAACGUCAUGUCAGCGUUAUGUGAAUGUCGUGAAGUUACCUCAUCGGGCUGUAAGAAAUGUCGCUCCAUUUCCCUAUAGUGCUUUUACUCAUCCUUAAGCUACGACAUUUUGUAAAGUAGACGCAAUGAGAGCAGAUGAAUUUCAUUACCUGUAAAUAGGUAUACUUACUGAUGUGCCAUAUGUUAGUCGCGGCACAGGUUUCAUUUUUUUAAUGUGGUGUCGAUGAUAAUGUGGGGAAGGAGUUUACAUGGAGAGAACGCGGAUGAAGGAAGCUUAACUCCCCAGCCCGUGACUGCCUGGGUGCGGCAGAAUGGAAGUCACGUCAGUCCCUUAAUACAGUGUUUCCCGGUCUAGUCCUUGGGGACCCCUGGGCGGGAGCAGA
Messenger RNA from Brienomyrus brachyistius, 4198 nucleotides. It is a transcript of the gene casd1, whose product is annotated as CAS1 domain containing 1. The transcript has 18 exons. Gene Ontology annotation, cellular component: Golgi membrane. The record is from RefSeq and is a predicted model, not a curated record. Gene Ontology annotation, molecular function: N-acetylneuraminate 9-O-acetyltransferase activity. Bases 123 to 2702 code for a protein of 859 amino acids. Lineage: Eukaryota; Metazoa; Chordata; Actinopteri; Osteoglossiformes; Mormyridae.